CGAAAGUGUCGCCGUGAUCGUAUCAUGUCAUGAUUGUUGAAACGUCAAAAAAUGAUUGAAACGUCGUAUGAUAUUCGUUGUUUUUUGAUAAGUAGACAACGUUGUAACUUAUUUGAAAGGCGAUACAUUUGACUGUAUUCAUUCACGCUUUUGAGCGUGUAAUUUGAAUAAAAAUGGAAAAUAUAGCUUCGCCAGUGAACCAAGUUUUUAUAAAUAACGAUGCAAUUGAAUGGCAACCUCUUGCUCUAACUUUAGUCGAAUAUCCAAAAGGUGAUUUCUUUGGUAAAUUCCUUGCUUUUAUGAGUCUAGCCCCCUUUGGAAUAGGCGCCGGAUUUGUAACUUUGAUAUUAUUUAGAAGAGACCUUCAUACUAUAGCUUUUUUUUUUGGUACACUAGUCAAUGAACUAUUAAAUAUAAUCUUAAAGCAUUUGAUAUGUGAAGCACGGCCACUCAGCAGGGGACAUUUAUAUAAUGAAUAUGGAAUGCCAUCAUCGCAUGCUCAAUUUAUUUGGUUUUUUACCAUUUAUGUGCUAUAUUUCUUUGCUAUAAGACUGCAUCAUAUAAAUAAUAACAGCAUUAUAUCAGCCUUAUGGAGAAUUAUUAUUGUGGGUAGCUGCUUUAUAAUGGCUUUAAUUGUAAGCUUUGGAAGAGUUUAUCUUCACUACCACACAACAGCACAAGUAAUUGUUGGUGGUAUAGUUGGACUUAUUUUUGCCACUAUAUGGUUUACAGUUGUACAUAGGUUACUGACUCCAUUGUUUCCUCAGCUUGUUACUCUAAAGCUGUGUGAAAUGCUAAUGAUAAGAGAUACAACUUUAAUACCAAAUGUGUUGUGGUUCGAAUAUACUACGACUAGACAAGAAGCACGUGCACGAGGCCGCAAGAUGGCUGCCCUGAAACCUACCCAAUGACGGUGCGCCUGCGCGCGCGCUCCCAGCACUUGCUUGAGGCUACGUGCGUGACGUUUCAUUGCCGCCGGAGCCAUAGCAAUUCUUGGCGGCCUUAUUAUAUCUAAAUCGGAAACUCGUUCAAUACUGUCAUAUUGACAUCUAAUUAUAUUCACUGGACUCGUUUAUAAUAGUAAGUUAUCAAUUUGUCUUCUAUUCCAGUAGUCACCUCUACAAUUUUAUGUUAUAUCUUAAAGCUACCUGUAUAAUAGACAAUUUCAUUUUUUAUGCCAGUAAAAUAUGAUAUCUUUGUUAUAGAUAACUAUUAGAAAAUUAUAAAAUUGUUUGAAAUAAUUUUACAUAGUUUAUCCAAAGUGCAAUUUAAAACUGGCUACCUUAAUCGUAAGAUAAGUGUUAGAUUUAACUUUUACUUUGUUGAUUGAUGGUGUCACAAUUGAGAAUGAAUCCCAGUCCAUGUCUUUUUAAGAAUUAGUCGUAGACAUCAUAGGUUAAAUAGGCUCUAGUUAUAAUUCAAAUAAUUAGUGACUGUGCCUAAUAAUAUAAUAAAAAUUAUAAAAUAUUUUUUUGACCAUAACUAGCAGUAGUUCUAGAAAUUAUUCUAGGACAUUGCAAUUUAGGUGUUGUUGUUUUAUUUGUGCAUUUUAUAAAUAAAAUUUAAUAAAAAUAAUUAAUAAAAAAUUAUUAUAUUGUCAAAAUUCCACAAAAAAGGCAUUGGAAAAAGAGCCAAAAUGAGAUAUUACUAAAUCAAGUGAAAUAAUACUAUAAUAAUAGUUUAAUUGUGAAGAAACAGUAUUUACUGUUUAUAAUUUGUAUAAAAUAAAAAAUAACAUGACAAUUGUGAGAGUUAUAUAAUUGAUUUAAAUGUUAAUGAAACUGUAAAAGAUGAUAAACAAUAUGAGAUACAAAUGUUUGUGACUAAUUUAGUUAAUAUGUAGUUAUGUAAGAUAAAGAAAACUAUUGAAGUCUAAAAAGUUUAUAUUAUAUACAUAAAGUAAGUGAAGAUAAAUUGUCCAUUCCAGACAUAUGGCAGCCCUGUUAUAUUUAAUAAAUUUAUGUUAGUCAUUCUUCUUCAAAUUCUACUAUUAACAUCAAAUUUACAUAUGUUGUUUCUGAUCUCUGGUAUGAUACUGGUGGAUAGGGCAUGUCAAUCUUAAUUGAUGACAUCCAUGCUUAUUUUGGCCUUAUAAUGUAUCCCAUCAAGUAAAGGAAGAUAUUGUAAAAAAUCCUGUUUGUGUUGGAUGAUACACUUACUCACCGCAUUGCAAUGAUGAGCGUAGUGCAAUUAGCUCUAAACCUUCUCCAUAAGAGAAGAGAAGUACUUUGUGCAGCCGUAAAGCAAUAAAACAUUUACGAACAAUAGUUUAGAACAUUAUAAUAUAUAAUUUUGAAGUAAUAUUAUUAUAUAAUAUAAUACCAAAUAAUGAUUAAUAAUAUUGUGAACUUGAAAAGUAACAAAAACUCAAAUAAUUCAAUAGAUUAAAUAUAAUUCGAAAAAUGUCGC
Molecule: messenger RNA, 2409 nt
Organism: Nymphalis io (European peacock)
Lineage: Eukaryota; Metazoa; Arthropoda; Insecta; Lepidoptera; Nymphalidae
Product: dolichyldiphosphatase 1-like
Exons: 5
Coding region: 174-911 (245 amino acids)
Biological process (GO): protein N-linked glycosylation; lipid biosynthetic process
Cellular component (GO): endoplasmic reticulum membrane; intracellular membrane-bounded organelle
Molecular function (GO): dolichyldiphosphatase activity
Source: RefSeq, a predicted model, not a curated record